This is a messenger RNA of Mya arenaria, 2280 nucleotides long. RefSeq names its product heavy metal-binding protein HIP-like. NCBI's taxonomy places the organism in Eukaryota, Metazoa, Mollusca, Bivalvia, Myida, Myidae. The record is from RefSeq and is a predicted model, not a curated record. The coding region runs from base 581 to 1396 and encodes 271 amino acids. Gene Ontology annotation, molecular function: protein binding. The transcript has a single exon.
GCACUCAUUCUGCUCAGAAUCGCAGUAGUUUGCAGAAUGAUUAAUGUAUGUUUGUUGGAAAAUAUUUACAGGUAUAUAACAAAAACUUGGACAAAAACUUAGACAUAUGUUUAUGAGUACUGCGCAUGUCUACCACAUCCUGCAGAUUUGAAGAGUUUUCUGGGAAAGUGAUUUGGCUUUGGUGCACAUGUUUUGAUAUUUAAACCAAAGCGAGGGUUUGUGUUUUCUGUGACUGUAGAAACUCCAAGGUUGUAACAUUCAUACGAUAUACCAAUUUAAGGAGGAUAAUCGCACUACACAGCACAAAAUGUAUAAGCAUUGCACAAUGUUGGUGAUGAUAGUGAUGCUUCUCAUUGUAACUGGAUUUGUAAGAAGUGAUUUAGUGGAAGAACGGUUGCGUGAACUGGAAACAAAUGUUAGGGUACAUACAUAGCAGAUUGCCCACUGGAAACAAGAUUAUGACAAAUUCAAACAAGACGUUACAAAAACCCUUAAAGAGAUUAAACUCCAGCUAGGUGCCGUACCCACAAGUGUUCCAUCAAAUGCUGAAAGUAGCGUGAAUCCCAUCUAUGAAGCUCUGAUGAAAGGCCUUGCGACAGAGAAAAAACACAAUCAAGAGGUCGAGAUAAGGAUGACGAACAUGAUACAGUCUGUGAGCAAGCAGCAAGAUGCCCUGAACAACAAUUUAUCCACUGUUCAAGAAAAGGUUGAACUUAUUAAUUCAAGGAUGAAUGACUUUGAAAAUGAAACCUCAAAGCAAAAAGAAUUCAAUGAGAAUCUGAGUGAGAAAGUUGAAAGUAUUGAAAACGUUACAAAAGAAGUUGGAUCAAUCAAGAAUGAAAUGAGUUUGAUCAAAAUUCAGAUAUCAGGUUCAAACAAAACAAUCCUGAGUGAAUCAUCUAAGCUGGAAUCAGUCAAUGAUAAAGUUCAGGCUCUGAAUGAUUCAAUUGAAGGUGAAAAGAAACAAAGAUCCAACGCAAUAUCGCAGAUACAGCAACAUCUGAACAACACGCAGGUAGCCUUUUCUGCCAGACUGAGUAAAAGUAUAGAAGACCUGCAGGCAUGGCAGACGAUUGUGUUUGAUAAUGUGCUAACAAACAACGGAAACAGUUACUCAGAAAAAGCAGGGAUAUUCAAGGCACCAAGGAAAGGGAUCUAUGGGUUUUUUACACAUAUCAUGGGCUCAUCAAGGGUUAAUGAAUUUUCUGUACAAAAGAAUGGCGAAAACUCAAUGUAUUUAUAUUCAGCAGGGAAAUUUAAUGAUACCGAUGCGAAUAUGGUUGUUUUGGAACUGGUUGAGAAGGACCAAGUAAAGGUUGUAAAGCACGGGCCGUGGGGAGAGAAACCAUUCUAUGUGCACCAUGACUGGAGCUCUUAUUCGGGGUUUAUGCUUUAAGCACUGUAGAUUAUGUCUCUGUUAGUUCCAAAGCUUUAUAUGGAUACUACAUGAAAACAAUUAACUGUAUUUUCAUACAUGAUUCAUUAUACAUGUACAGUUAAAAUUGGCUAUGUCAAUCUUUGAUAUCUCGAUUUUAGGGUUGUUUUGAAGUUUUUUUCCUGGUUCCGACUAUAUGCCUUGUUACUAAAUAAAACAAUUUCGCUUAUGCUGAUUUUUCUAUUACAAUUUUUCGCUGUAUCUAAGUCAUAUUUUAGUCCCUGCAGUCGAGUUUCAAACAUUUCCUGUAUAGUUUAUGUUAAACUGCAGAUCUAGCUGAAGGUGUGUUAUUUUCAUUAUGAAUGUGCUUUCAUUGUUUAAUGUGCUAUAUUGUUGUUUAUUAUAUCAUGUAUGUGCUAUGCUAUCAUCGUUUAAUGUGCUAUAUUGUUGUUUAUUUUAUCAUGUAUAUGCUUGUUUUAUAUUUAUGUUAGUGUUAUCAAGAAACAUGCUUAAAGUUGACACAAAGAAAUUCAAAUUUUAUUUUCAAUGAUAGGAUUGCUGUUUUCACAACGGAAUAAUAUUACAAGACCGAUUCAACGGGAGAUGAAAAUUAAUAUCACUGAGAACAGAAUUUGGACUGAAACGUCUUGGGUUUGGUGCUACUUUUUUUUUAUUUCAGCUGUAUUGAAUGAUUGUUUUCUUGACUGUCUUCCUGCGUUCCCGACGACUUCGACAUAGCAAGUUUGGACUUUACAAUACAUUUCUAGUUCUUUUGUUUCCUUAGCCUUACAAUUCUGCGUUUUAGAACUUUUCUAAUAUAUUGUUUAAAUUAUUUUGUCAAAUCAGAAUAAAUCUUAACAGAUCAACUUAGCUCAAGGAAUCCACCAAUAAAGUGAUUGUACAUA